ACCUCGCAUCCCUACAAAGCCGGGACGGAGCACGCCGGGUUCUCACCGGACCAGGCUCUAGAAAGGGUGUGUGUUGGCUUUCCAGCUGUACUUGUAGUGGUGAAAGAGUCGUCGUAGCUUUUGCCGCCCGGGAGACAGAAUGCACGCAUGCCGAAACUGGGAUGACGUUGGCGGCAGCCAGCUGCCGAACGAUAUAAUGAGACGGCUCCUGGACAAGGGCGUCCCGAUCGACGCGGAGACGGAAAACGGCGACACGCCGCUAAGCCUGGCCAUCAGCGCCGGCGGCGUGGGAUCCGUCGGGUUCCUGGUGAAGGCCGGCGCUGCCCUCGAUCUAGCGGACAAGGAGGGCCGUAACUGUCUGGACCUUGCCGCUGUGAUGUUCAGCCUUUUCCCAAAAAAAGUGAGGGAAAAAGGGGUUGGCGUGCAUCCCGUGAUCUAG
This is a messenger RNA of Ectocarpus siliculosus, 439 nucleotides long. The record is from the annotation of a GenBank genome assembly. Lineage: Eukaryota; Phaeophyceae; Ectocarpales; Ectocarpaceae.